This is a messenger RNA of Exophiala bonariae, 879 nucleotides long. RefSeq lists its product as uncharacterized. The transcript has a single exon. Lineage: Eukaryota; Fungi; Ascomycota; Eurotiomycetes; Chaetothyriales; Herpotrichiellaceae. The record is from RefSeq and is a predicted model, not a curated record. Bases 1 to 879 code for a protein of 292 amino acids.
AUGCCUACAAAUAAACCAAACAUUCCACCCGCUCCGCAACCCACCCGAGUCUUCUUCGAUCCCUUCAACUCCUCCUCCACAGGCCAUCAACGCGCCGAAAACACACUUUCGGGAAGCACAUCAUGGCGAGACUCACGCACAUACAAGCUUUCUCAUCAGUUGAGGGACCGGAGUGGUCGUGGAGGUGAUGCCCAUCUAUCGGAUCUUGUUGGUGCUGGAAGCGUCAACUACAGGAAGGAUGGGAGGAAGGGCAAUGGUGAUUGGGAGAAGGGUGCGCCGGGUCUGCGUGAGAGUGGCUGGCAGGAUAUCAGAGGUCUUAUGGCAGGUAGUAGGAAGAGAUGUGCUGAGUCCAAGGACGAAGACAUGGGCCAAUCGAAGAAAUUGAAGCAGGACUCUGAGGGCAAUAAACCAUCCAAGGAUUCCACUACCAACACGAUUACAGCAACUGAAGAGAAGAUAUCUCCAGAGAGUUGCCCAGACCAGCUCGUCACGACUACAAAACAGCCGCCACAGAUCUUCCGCGGAUUAACCAUGUAUCUCAAUGGAUCCACGGCUCCAUUGGUGUCAGAUCACAAGAUCAAACAACUCUUCGUCCAGCACGGAGGCAAUUCGUCCUUCGCUUUGGGACGGAAAACCGUCACUCAUGUGAUCAUCGGAAGUACAUGCGGUGGUGGCCUUGCCGCCACAAAGAUCAACAAAGAAAUCAACACCGUCAGAGGCAAGGGGAUUAAAUACGUCACGGCGCAAUGGGUACUGAGCAGCAUUGAGCAAGGCAUUCGACAACCUGAGGCGAGAUACGUCCCCGGGAAUCUCAACACGAAGAUCGCCGGGAAUGGACAACGGAGUGUGAGGAUGGUUUUCACACCUACGACGAAAUGA